This is a messenger RNA of Euleptes europaea (tarantolino), 945 nucleotides long. RefSeq names its product olfactory receptor 10S1-like. Gene Ontology annotation, molecular function: olfactory receptor activity; G protein-coupled receptor activity. Gene Ontology annotation, cellular component: membrane. The record is from RefSeq and is a predicted model, not a curated record. Bases 1 to 945 code for a protein of 314 amino acids. The transcript has a single exon. Gene Ontology annotation, biological process: G protein-coupled receptor signaling pathway. Lineage: Eukaryota; Metazoa; Chordata; Lepidosauria; Squamata; Sphaerodactylidae.
AUGGAGCCAGGAAACCGAACCAGAGUGAAGGUAUUCAUUCUUGGGGGGCUACCAAACACCAGCGAACUCCCCAUUUUGUUCUUCCUCAUCUUCUUGAUCAUCUACUUAUUGACAGUGCUGGGGAAUCUCCUGAUCUUCUUCGCCAUCUUGUUCGAAGCCCAACUUCAUCAUCUCCCCAUGUAUUUCUUUCUCUGCAACCUCUCCUUCCUCGACACCUGUCUCUCCUCUGUCACGGUCCCCAAAAUCUUAGCUGGUUUCAUAAUGUCCGGGUAUAGAACCAUCUCUUUUACAGGCUGCAUCAUCCAACUCUACACCUUCCACUUCCUGGCAAGCACCGAAUGUUUCCUUUACACCGUGAUGGCGUACGACCGCUUCCUUGCCAUCUGCCGCCCAUUGAACUACGCCACGCUCAUGAACAGGAGAGUCUGCUCUGGGCUUGCAGCUGGCACAUGGCUCACUGGUUCCAUCCAUGCCACCAUCCAUACCAGCCUAACUUUUCGCUUGCCCUACUGUGGCCCCAACCGAGUUGACUAUUUCUUUUGCGACAUACCCCCCAUGCUAAAGCUGGCCUGUGCUGACACCUCCAUGAACCACACCGUCAUAUUAGCCAACAUUGGAAUUGUAGCCGCCGGCUGUUUUAUGCUCAUAUGUGUCUCCUAUGUGUACAUUGUGGCCGCCAUUUUGAAAAUCCAAACGACGCAGGGAAGACAUCGGGCCUUCUCCACAUGCAGCGCUCACCUCACUGUGGUGAUGCUAUAUUAUGGCCCACCGAUCUUUAUAUAUAUGUUCCCGUCUUCAAGUGACUCUACCCAUGGGGUGCUGGCUGUAUUCUACACCAUUGUCACUCCCAUGUUGAACCCGUUCAUAUAUACACUCAGGAACAAGGAAGUGAAAAGAGCUCUGUCAAAAUGGUUCAGUGGACACUCCGUUCUUCAGGAGAGAUAG